CUAGAGAACCAACACUUCAUUGAGGAUGUCCUUGAGUAUUUCAGGAGCAAAGUGACCCAAGACAAGCUGCAACUCCUGUUUAAUGACAAGGCGUGGGAGAAAUUAGUGGCUGAUGUCAAUUUGACCAGGGAUGAGGCAGAUGUACUACGUAAAGCUCUGGACAAGCUUACCAUAGGCAAGGCAAUGGAAGACAAAGAAAAGUUUGAAAAAGAGAGAGACACAUUUUUGAAGGCGUUUCCUGGGUUGAAAAUGGAGCUUGAAAGCAGUAUACAAAAGCUUCACAUGCUUGCAGACAAGGUUGACAAAAUACACAAAGACUGCACCAUCUCCAACGUGGUGGCCAGCACAACUGGAGUUUGCUCUGCCCUCAUGUCCACGGCUGGCUUAAUGAUGGCACCAGAGACAGGAGGGUUGAGUCUGGGGCUCACAGCCGCUGGGUUAGGACUGGGAAUAGCAUCUGCUGUCACUAAUGUGUCCACCAACAUCGUGGAUGACACAAGUAAGUUGAAUGCCAAAGUUGAAGCCACAAAGCUGAUGUCAACUGGCAUCAACCAAAUAAGGGAGAUUUUGAAAGUUGGGGGUGGGAGCACACGCCAAGUCUUUUCUCUUACAAAGCAGUGCGAGCAAGACUUGGAGGCCAUGGCAAAGCACAUCCGUGCUCUCAGGAUGUACAACUCUCACCUUGUAGAUGAUUUCAGGAACAUCGUGACCACUGGGACCUCCAUGCGUGAAACAAUUAAUGAGUUGCAGGAAGCCUUAGAAGGCACUGUUAUAACAAUGACCAGGGGAGCCCGGAUCCUGGGUGGGGUCACCUUAGGUAUCAACCUUUUGUUGGAUGGGAUCAGUCUUGCGGAAACCUCAGUGCACUUGUAUGAAGGGGCGAAGGAAGAGUCAGCUGAUGAGCUGAGGAAGCUGGCUCAGGAGAUGGAGAGGCAGUUAGAGGAGCUUACCCAGAUCCAUCAGCUACUGCAGGCAGACAGAGAAAUGUUGGUGCUCAGCGUCCAGCUGGCCAGACUACCAGUUGACUAUCUGGGUCUAGAAACUGAAUAG
Chrysochloris asiatica (Cape golden mole) is the source of this 1050-nucleotide messenger RNA. It is a transcript of the gene APOL3, whose product is annotated as apolipoprotein L, 3. Gene Ontology annotation, biological process: lipid transport; lipoprotein metabolic process. The annotation marks the transcript as partial. Gene Ontology annotation, cellular component: extracellular region; membrane. The transcript is spliced from 3 exons. Gene Ontology annotation, molecular function: lipid binding. NCBI's taxonomy places the organism in Eukaryota, Metazoa, Chordata, Mammalia, Afrosoricida, Chrysochloridae. The record is from RefSeq and is a predicted model, not a curated record.